CUCCUUUGCGCGUGGAAACGCCAGAUGGAUAGCGAAAUAACGGAGCGUGAAUUAAUAGAGCUGGAAAGAAGUGUUGUACCUGACAACACAUCGAAGGCCACUCAGUAUGGGAUGAAGAAAUUUAAUGAAUGGCUUGCAUUGAGAGACCAUGCAUGCGAUUUUGGAACAGUUACUCAUGAAGAACUGUGUAGUUUACUAAGAAGGUUCUACGCUGAAGUGAAGGCGAAGAAAGCGGGGGAAACUCUAACGCCCAGUACACUGACCUGCAUUCGUGCGGCCAUCCAUCGCUGCCUGACCAGCGCUCCACAUAGCAGACCGAUCAACAUCAUAACCGAUAGAGAGUUUAUUGCAGCAAACAACAUUUUUGACGCUCGCUGCAAACUGUACGUAAAGGCAGGCAACCACAAGCCUCAGCAUAAGGCUGCUAUCACAGAGGACGAUAUGAAGCGCUUGGGUGACUACCUCUCGGAUUUCGCGUCAAAUCCAACCAUCCUCCUGCAGGCUACAUGGUUCUAUCUCUGCUUUUUCUUCGGGAGAAGAGGUCGAGAAGGUUGGGCUCAGAUGAGGAAAGAUCAUUUCGUCAUCAGAGAAGACCCAGACGGAAAGGAAUAUGUCACUAUUUCGAAAACUGAAGCAACAAAAAACCAUCAGGGUGGAAGCAAGCAGGGAGAUGUAGACUUUUCUGAUCAGAGGAUGUACGGGCCUGGUGUAGAAGUUUUCAAGAUGUACCAGCAAAAGAUCAAUCAUAAUAGUGAUAGGCUGUUCCAAACACCAAAGAGAGCAUGGACGCAAGAUGAAUGUUGGUUCAGAAACGAAGCAAUGGGGAAGAACAGCCUGUCAACAAUCAUGCAGAGGAUAGCUGAUAGCGCUAAGCUAUCACAACGCUAUACAUGUCAUAGCGUUCGUGCCACCACCGUCACGACAUUGCAUCAAGCUGGAGUGGCAGCUGAAGAUAUCGUUAAAGUAACAAAACACAAAAGGACCGCAAGCCUUUCACAUUACAUUGACGACAUGUCAGUUCCUCAAAAAAGGCGUUGCUCUGAGAUAUUGGCACAAACGAUGACCAGGCAGUCCGACACAGCCGCAAGUGUAGUCCCAGGGUGCAGCGCCACGGUGAUACAGAACGGAGGGCCUGCUACCUCACGACGGUUGUGCGAAGAAAAGCCCAACUUUAAUCUGACCAUCGGUGGGAUGGAAGUGGAUGACUGGUUGAACAUGAACGAACAGGAACAUCGGGUGCCUGACCCAUCGGAAGUCCGUCAAAGCCAGCAACUGGUAACGGCGAGAACAGCUCUGUCGUCACUGCUCCCGAAUGCAACGUUCAACGGGUCUUGCGUUAUCAAUGUGAACUUUCACGCGUAAGGAUAGGUACGCCGUACGAUUACAUAGCGAAAACGCAUCAAAUGUGCAAUCGGUCGUGCAUCGGUCUAU
Messenger RNA from Amphibalanus amphitrite, 1431 nucleotides. RefSeq lists its product as uncharacterized. The transcript is spliced from 2 exons. The record is from RefSeq and is a predicted model, not a curated record. Gene Ontology annotation, biological process: DNA integration; DNA recombination. Lineage: Eukaryota; Metazoa; Arthropoda; Thecostraca; Balanomorpha; Balanidae. Gene Ontology annotation, molecular function: DNA binding. Bases 25 to 1362 code for a protein of 445 amino acids.